AUGCCGGGGUUUGCUGAUUCCUUCUGGUCGAGCGAUUAUGCUGCGGGACUAGGUGUCCUGUUCACCAAGCUCCAGCAAGGUGUUCAUGAGAACAGACAGGUCCUGACAAUUGCACGUCUACGCGCCGAGGCUGAGGAGACAUAUGGCCAGCGCCUUAGCGAUAUCGCUCCCGCUGCCGACAAAAUCACUGGUGGCUUCAGUCGUGAUGAUGGUGCUACCGUCCGCAAGGCCUUCGAUGGCAUGCGAACUGAAAUGCAAGAUGCUGCUCGCAACCACCGCCGUAUCGCUCAAAGCAUUCGCGACCUCGUGGUAAAUCCCUUCUCCCGAUGGUGCGACUCACACGAAGCUCGCAUUCAAGACUCUCAAGAUGAGCUACAGGUCCGCAUCAAGGCCCACGACCGUCAAGCCGAGGCAGUUAAGAAGCUUCGAUCCGUCUACUUUAACAAGUGCCGACUAGUAGAGGAUCUCGAAGAAGAGAACAAGCUCGCUUUCCAGGACCCCGAAAACAGUCCUAAGGCGAACAAUCCGGCUAUUCCUGAAAUCAAAGUUCAACCCCAUAAGGAGGAAGAGCCUGAGGAGGAAGAACUUUAUGAGAUCGGUGACGACACUUACCAACCUGAGCAAGUCAAGAAGAUCCUUUCCCAAAUGCUCUCCAGCAUCAAGAUGGGUGAGACUAAGGUGCCCAUUCUGGGAACCUAUCUCAACACUUCUUCCGGGUCCGAUAUUGUUGAGUAUCUGCAGCGCAGCAUGGGUAAUAUUAGCGUCGCUUACGCUGAGCGAAUUGGUCAAGAUCUUGUCAACAACGGUUUCCUUCGUCUUGUCGGUAACGUGGGAAGCACAUUUGCCAACAGCUCUAAGAUGUUCUACCAAUGGAAGCCCAAGGCUUUUGCUAUGGCCGGUGUUCCUGAGAAGAAGUCUAUCAACCGCACAUUUUCACUGGCUUCAACUGGUUCUGAGGGUGGUGCUGAUUCACCUGUCGGAACAGUCAGCGAGUAUCUCGCUAACUGGAAUGUUCUCAACAAUGCUCACCCCAAUGAGACCCCUAGCCAGCGCAUGCAACGAGAAGCCCGCGAAGCCGAUGAGAAGUACCGCGAAGGCGUUCGUAAGCUUGACGAGCUGCGAUGUGAACUUGAGGAGGCUAUUCAUCUCCAUCUCAAGUUCCUUGAGCGCUGCGAGCUCGACCGUCUCAAGGCCGUCAAGACUGUCAUUCUCGACUUCUCAGGCACUAUUGGAAACGUCAUUCCUAGUCUCCAGUCUACUGUGGACCAGAUGAUGCUCUUCCAAGAGACCAUCCAGCCCCAGAAUGAUCUGCGGUACCUGCUCGAGACCUACCGCACAGGAAGCUUCGUGCCAAAGGUUGUGGUGUACGAGAAUUACUAUAACAAGGUUGAUGAGCAGACUUUCGGCAUUGACCUUGAAGCCCGAGCUAGGGCUGACAAGAAGCGAGUGCCUAUGAUUGUUACGACUAUCUUGACCUACCUGGAUCACCAUUACCCUGAUCUUGAAGGCGAUGAAGCCAGACGAGGUGUGUGGCUGUUGGAGGUCCCUCUAACGCAGACACAUCGUCUACGCGCCAAGGUCAACGAUGGCAAGCCUGUUUCUCCCGACGUAUUUGACGAAUUUGAUAUCCCCACAGUUGCUAGUUUGCUCAAGGUUUAUCUUCUGGAGCUGCCCGAUUCUCUGGUAUCCUCUCAUGUCUACGAGAUUAUCCGGACAAUUUACUCUACUCCUUCAACCGACACCGAUGAGCCUUCGCGCAUUGCUGCCCUGCAAUCUACUCUAUCACAGCUCCGCCUUACUAACAUUGCGACACUUGAUGCUUGCAUGAACCAUUUCACUCGCCUGAUAGACUUAACCUCUGCCGACGAAGGCUAUGUUGCAUCUCUCGCUGGUGCUUUAGCACCUUGUAUCCUACGACCGCGAACUGAGACGUCUCUCACCAUGGAAGAGAAGCAUGCGUACCGACUGGUCAGGGACCUGUUUGCCCAUAAGGACGCCAUUUUCACUGCCCUGAAGCGCAUGUCUAUGGUUACCCACUCCACUUCUGUUGGCAGCAACAACCGACCUCGAGCCAUUAGCACUGACGAGAGCAACCGUAAGGCCCUUAUGGAAGAGCGGAAUAGGGCUCUGCUUGAAAAGGCCAACGCAAGCCGUGGCCGUGAUAAGAGCCCUGCCCCCGGCCCUCGUGGUCACCGCCGAGACCGUAGCACUGGCGGACCAGAAACCAGGUUCCCUAUUGCGAGCCCAACGGCGGCUUCAGCCGUCGACAGACAUCGCACCAGUUUGGGUGGAGUAAUUAAGCGUCAAAGUCUCGAAGUUCCUGAGCCCGAGCCUGUACCUGCUACUGCGCCUGUCAAUGGCGACGCUGAGAAGGAGAAGACAGAUACCGACUCGGAGAAGCGAGACAGCCGCGAUAGCACAGGACGAACACCAACCAAGUUUGUUGGUGGCAAGCGAGUUUCCACAUUGCCAUCCACUCCUCCCUCAGACCCCAGCCGCGGCGUGCAGCUCGAAGAUGCUCCGAUGGAAGAUUAG
Molecule: messenger RNA, 2535 nt
Organism: Fusarium sp. VM40
Lineage: Eukaryota; Fungi; Ascomycota; Sordariomycetes; Hypocreales; Nectriaceae
Source: the annotation of a GenBank genome assembly